Grus americana (Whooping crane) is the source of this 4964-nucleotide messenger RNA. RefSeq names its product gallinacin-11-like. The record is from RefSeq and is a predicted model, not a curated record. Gene Ontology annotation, molecular function: CCR6 chemokine receptor binding. Lineage: Eukaryota; Metazoa; Chordata; Aves; Gruiformes; Gruidae. Gene Ontology annotation, biological process: innate immune response in mucosa; defense response to Gram-positive bacterium; defense response to Gram-negative bacterium. The transcript is spliced from 3 exons. The coding region runs from base 4112 to 4426 and encodes 104 amino acids. Gene Ontology annotation, cellular component: extracellular region.
UGCAGGUUGAUGCAUUUUGACUGACACAUAUAUUUUCCAUAAAAUAACAAGCCAUUCAAACUGCAACCAUGUGAGAGGAACCUUAAUUCAUCUGCACAAAUUUCCUUCAUAGCCUGUUACUUUACCUCUACGGUCUAAGUUCUUCCUAGUUCUUUAAUAUUCAGAUGCUUGCCCUGUGUCAUGUAAGAGUGGAGAUGGGAAAUAACCCGUGGUCUGUGCUGGCUUGACCUGAAUGGGUUAACUAACCAUCUGGAUAUUUUCCAAGGUGUUUGAAAGCAAAAUAAGCAAGUGCAGCAUCCUGGAGAUCCAGUUACCUAGCCACUGACGAGAUCUGUACUUUCAACUGCAGCCUGGAGAUCAGGGUCCAAGGCAGAUUUGGCUUGCAGGAUAGGAAGCAUGUGGCAUGGUAGGUGGGAAGAGAGGAGGGUAGACCAGGUACAGGGCACAGGAUUUGGGCUGUGUUUCUGGUGGUUUAGGGGAUGAGUUAGAAGGAUGGUAGAUUUGGAUUCAGAAGGUCAAGGGUGCAGAAAAGAGAGAAGAGCUGAAGGAAAGUGAAGUCAUAGCCCCAGGAAAAGAGUUGGGAGGUGAAAACCCUUUUUCCUCGCUCCCAUGCAUCCAAGGUGGUGCAUGCAGUUGCCUUCAGUAUCUCUGAACAUCUCUGUAGAUGAUGCUCUGCGAUACCCCUGCCAGCCCAUCAUGACUCUGUACCUACGUGUGCCCCUCAUCAUCUGCUGCUGAGGGGAGGAUGGUUUUUCCAGAGUCCCUGAUCUGACAGAGGGGUUAUUAGCAGGGUCCUUGGUGGCAAUUACCAGGGAUCCUAAAGCGAUGGCAUGGCAAGGUGGACCUCCUCUCUACCAGUGCAGGUGGAUGGAUUUCUACAGGGCUGAUCCCUGCAUAGACCUCUCCUCCUGGGAAAGAAAGGGUUUUCCUUCCCCCUUUUCCACCACUGUCUCAGAGUCCCAACUGAUGCUGCAAAGCUUCCCUGUCUCUCCUGUGAGAGACACUUUUAUUCCACUUGAAAUGAGAAAAGACAUUUUUCACACAUAUACACCAUUGGCAUGGAAAAGCGCUUCUAGAGAUGUUUCUAGCCUACGUUGAUUUAGGAUCCCUCCUUCCCCUUUCAUUACCUACAUUACACCCCACCCGGUGUGGGUGACAUUUCAGUUGGAGAUGCUGACUGUUCCUCAGGUAUUUUCUAUAUACAAAAGACAUGGUGGAGUUUGGUUCUUUCUGCUGCUUCAAAGCCUGGAUUAAACUAAGGCAGCACCACUUCAUGGAGGGGUUUCUAAAGACCUAACACUUACUUCCUUUGUGUCUUACACAUGCACAGGACAAAAAGUUUCAUUUCAGUGUGAACAGAAGUUCUCACAUUAAGUGAAAUGUAAUUUUUUUUUUUCCAAUGGCAAUUUCGUAACAGUAACUUGGAGAAGUGCCAGUUCACUCCAGCCCAAAUCAACCCCCUUUCCGUUUUCCAGCUUGGUGCGUCACGCAGAAGUUCAGCUAUGCAUACAACACAGGCUGUAGAUUACUCACAGGGACCUAACCACAAACCUAUAGAUCUGAUAACAUUUUGUACCUAUCCUUUUCAGAAUACAACAUGUUUUCUGUGUGCAGGCAGCAGGACUUGGGACAUCUUGGACACUUUCUGGUGUAGUCCUGGAGGAAGCUGCAGAUAUUACUGCCACAUAAAUGAGUAUCUGAUUGGAAGCUGCUGUAACAAAUACAGAUGCUGUUAAGAAAUACCCAGGAAUAUCCUAUGUACUCAAAGAAUAAAGAAAAAGGAGGUGUGUUCUUAGCUUCAAAGAUAUCUCUGCUCUUUAACAUAGGCUCAUUAAUGAUUCUUCAAUAAAAGGAUUUUUCUUCUAUUUUUGAUGUUGAGUAUAUGCUUUCCCUGUUUUCCUUCUGGAGUUUUAACUUCUCACACUGCUAGAUGCAACAACUUGGUCUAAAGGGAAAAAAUCCAAUUUUAGCUAGAAAAAUAUAACAAAUUAAGACAUGUCAUUCUGUCAAUGUGCCAGAUUCCUGUAUCUCAUACAAAGGAGGAGGAUUCAUAUUUUAUUAAGAUUUUAUUUUGUUAACGAAUAUUUUAUUAAGCUUCUGCUGUAAGUCAUAUUUGUCAUAAUGACUGAGAAAAAAAAUACAUACAUAUCAUUCAUUAAAUACUCCAAAGACAAUUAUGUGGAUGAUUUAACAAAUUUGAUUAAUAUAUAAGGUUAUGAGUUUGGAAAAAAAUAUAUCUUCUACACUUCACCUUACCAGAAGUUUCAAUGUGGUUUCUCAGAUAAGUCUCUCAAAAGGGAAAAAACCUAAACCAGUUGGGUAUCUAAAUCCGCAUGUAUUCAGAUACAUGAAACUAGAUAUCCAAGUAUGAAAAUCAGGGGUAGGCUUGCUCUCUACAAAUAAAUUUGGAUUUUGUUAGACCAAGGCAAGUUGGUAGAUGCAGCUUGCAUUCACUGCAACAAUUCAUGUGGAAGAAAGACUUUUCAGGGCUGUUUCAUACAACACUGCUGGGUAAGAGGACUUGAUUACCUUUUUUGUCCGACAGCUCGGUAGCUAGGAUAUGUGAGACCUAGCUCCAGUUCUGUUUCUCCCUGGGGUACUUAAAUCCAUUAGUGCUCCUUUUCAAACUAUGGAGUACUAAAGAAUAAAAAUGUUCAUUUUACCUCCUUUACCCUGUUGUAUGUGGUAUAAAAAAGAUCAUGCAUCUACCAGAGUAGAGCCAGUACCCCAGGUUUCCAUGGAGGGGUGUAGAGAGCACAGUGGUGUUUUGGGACAGGAUUCCUUGCUACCAGAAUUGCUUUAUUUUGUAUUAAACUUUUUGAUCAUUGCAUCACAGAGCAGGACCUUACAAAUGAUUCUAUAACUUUCUCCUCUUUUUUUUCUUUUUUCUUUUUCUUUUUCUUUUUUUUUUCUACAAAAUGACCACAACCAGAAGUUAACAAUUAAGAAAAACAUUUAAGAAUUGACCCAGCUGCCCACACACAGAGACUACAACAGCCAUUUGAGAGGCCCCGUGGCAUUAGAAACGUCAAUGUCUGCUGGGGGCUGGCAGAUAUCCUGCAGGAGCUAUGGGCGAUCUGCACCCUCACGCAGCAGCAGCUGGAGGCCAGAUGGGAUCCCCGAGUUAUCUUUAAUGACAAUAGAUGCCCUUAGUUAUGGACUUGGCCAGCUAAGUACAAGUAUCUACAGCGCAGGUUUCUGCAUGAGUGUUGGCUUCUAAGGUCCCACCAUAGCUAAAUAAGUGAUAUGAGUCCUGGAACCACUAGUUAAACAUCUCACUCCCAUGCAGCCACAUGCCUUGUAGGUGCUUACAUCUCAGUAUCUGAGUCUGGUGCUGACCACCACCAUUGAGCUUCAAUCAGUUGACCACACGUGAGUGUCCAGUGCCAUUUUAAAUAAGUUAGGCCAUACACAUGGACACUCAUUUGCCCCUCAUAUGUAGAUUGUCUCAGAGGUCCUAUGUCUUACUGGGUAGUCCCAUGAGAUUCUUGGGAUACCCUAGGGCAGCCCGCAGGAAUUAGACCUACACAUUUGAGCAACUGAAUUGAGUCAAUAAUAUCAACCAACUAAUAUUUUUAGAAAUAAAAUUGAUUGUUUAGUUAGUUCAAAUGUUAUUUUUCAGUUAGGAAAAUGAUGCAAAAAAAUCAUUUAUUUGCAUCGAUGAAUGGAGACUGCAAACAUUGCAGCAGCACCUUGGACCUUCUGCUAUACUCAUCAUCAUCAUCACCAUCACCAACAGCAUUCCCAGGCACCUCUCUCCCACCAAAACAAUGGCUAAUUUUCUCUGGGUGGUCCAUUACCAACCACCUUGAUUUUUGAAGUUAACAAGUAAUGAAGCUCUCCAGGUGGGUUGGUAUUAAGAAGCAGCCUUCCCAGUGGCCGUGUGGGGAGGUAUAGUUACCUCUCUGCUUGCUUUUGUGACCUUCUGCCAUUGUUCGGGUUUAGCCGUGUGCAGCGGUCAAGCUGUACUCAUUGCCUUCCACACUGACCACUGCCAAGGUCCCCCGGACAGCCAGCUCUCCUCCCACAGCCCUAUAAAUGCAAGAAUGCUCCCUCCUCCCCUGCUCAAAGCAUUGUGACCAUCUCCACGCUGCAGCUGAGACCUUCCACCAUGAAGCUCUUCUCCUGCCUCAUGGCUCUUCUCCUCCUCCUCCUCCAGGCUGUUCCAGGUCUCAGCUUGCCCAAAGACACCUUACGUUGUGUUGGAUACCACGGUUUCUGCUUCCAUUCAAAAUCCUGCCCAGAGCCAUUUGCUGCAUUUGGAACUUGCUCUCGGCGCCAGAAAACCUGCUGCAUAGACACAACAUCAAACUUCCAUACCUGUCAAGAUGAAGGGGGUCAUUGCGUACCUCCAGAAAUCAAAUGUCUGCAAGAACAAGUGGGACUUUGCCCUCACAGAGGAUGGAAGUGCUGCACAGAAGUGUAAUAAAGACCUCACAGGAUUGCAGAAAGCCACACAAAUCCAUGGACAAGAAAGCAAACCAGUUUUCUUCCUAAUGUUGUAAAGAAGAUGUCUGGUUUUCUCAGCAUGCGAAGUGCAUAAUUAACUAGAGGUGGCAUGUUUCUUUAUAUAACAAAGGCAAUACUAAAUAAACAGAUACAACAGUCGGAUAUGUAUGGAAAGAGGCAGAAUGUCUCCCUAUUACACCUGCACACAGAAAUCCACAGAAACAUUGCUGUAAUGUCCUUGGAAACCACAUCCCCUCAUAAUCCAAACCUCAUCUCCUUCUCUUUUCUUCCUUCCUUCCUUUCUUCCUUCCUUCCUUCCGUCCAUCCGUCUGUCACAAAUCAGGCAGGCGUGUGUGGCUUGCAGCUGGAAACAGCAGAACUCUUCCUGAAUCCACAUUUUUUACCUAGGAUGGAGUACUAAAGGGAAAGAAAGGUUUAGAAAUUAUUUGAGAAUUUUUUUAAGCAUUUUGGCUUUGAUUGUUUUCUGCCCUUUGUAUUUUUUGCUAAAGAAGAGG